Molecule: messenger RNA, 591 nt
Organism: Chlorocebus sabaeus (green monkey)
Lineage: Eukaryota; Metazoa; Chordata; Mammalia; Primates; Cercopithecidae
Gene: BANF2
Product: BANF family member 2
Biological process (GO): chromosome organization
Cellular component (GO): condensed chromosome; nucleus
Molecular function (GO): DNA binding
Source: RefSeq, a predicted model, not a curated record
GGACCUGGGACAUAAGCUGAACCUCUGGCCUGCAGUUCCAGAUCCAAGGGGACUGAGACAAACUGCCGGCUGCCACUGGCUUGUCAGGAGCACCUGAAUCUGCUGACACAUCAAGGCCACUUUUCUUAGGAGCCCCCUGACUACCAAAAUCAGUACCUUUGGAUUCAUCUCUUCUGGGAGAGUUCAGUGUCUUCUGAAGUGUUACACAACGUACUUCAGGGCAAGAAGGUGUCCACGAGGAGCUCGACUUUAUAGAAAGGAGAUGGACCACAUGUCUCCCAGGCUGAGAGCCUUCCUCUCCGAACCCAUUGGAGAAAAGGAUGUCUGCUGGGUGGAUGGCAUCAGUCAUGAGCUCGCAAUCAAUUUGGUCACCAAAGGUAUCAACAAGGCCUACAUCCUGCUGGGACAAUUCCUUCUGAUGCACAAGAAUGAAGCCGAGUUUCAGAGGUGGCUCAUCUGCUGUUGUGGUGCCACUGAGUGUGAGGCCCAGCAGAGUUCUAACUGCCUCAAGGAGUGGUGCGCCUGCUUCCUGUAGACACAAGCCUCAUCGCUGCCCCCCACCCCCUGGGGAAAAUGACACCCUCUCCACCU